AUGUUUUUAAAACGUCCGGUCAAUAAUAGACUUUUGUUUCGACAAUUACGCCCUGCUAGUAGUUUACUUGCAAGAACUGGUACUGUGAGGACAUAUUCUGCUGGGCAGAAAAAGGCGCCAAAUGGAGAUGAUUUGCCUAGCUUCACGAAAAUAGCUUUAGUAGGGGUUGUUGGUACCAUUAUUUUUGUCGAAGCAGUGAAAUCGCUCGACAAAAACCAGCCCAAAACCUCAUACUCGGUAUCGGAAUACGAUCAAAUCAUGCAGGGCACGAAGCGCCGGAAAUUGAUGUUUGAACCGGGCCAAUUGCACAUUGUGUUGGCAACACCAGAUCUCUCAGCAAGUCUGGUGCAGAAAAAAGCUGAGGGUGGAGCCUCAAUAGUGGACGUACAGGAAGUCGUGGAUCAUUAUAGACAUCAGCCUAACGAUAAGUAUUAUGCGCUUUUGAACGAUCUUCAGGAUACCCACGGCACCGGCUACCAGGAGCAUCUGCCGCGUGGUUUAAAGGUGAUGCUUGUUGGACGCUACCUCCAGGAAAUUUGUAAAGAGGGCGACAGCGUGGUAGUGACCAAUUUCCCACUCAAUAUGCAGGAUGCUAUCAAAUUCGAGAACGAAAUUAGCGUCAUCGACAAAGCUCUGUUCACAAAAGCUCACGCGGACUCUGAACUGAGCAAGUAUUACCAGACAGUGAACAAGGUAGAAGUCCUUGAAUGA
Molecule: messenger RNA, 711 nt
Organism: Lachancea lanzarotensis
Lineage: Eukaryota; Fungi; Ascomycota; Saccharomycetes; Saccharomycetales; Saccharomycetaceae
Gene: AIM36
Product: LALA0S03e04522g1_1
Exons: 1
Coding region: 1-711 (236 amino acids)
Source: RefSeq, a predicted model, not a curated record